AUGGAGUAUAACAGGGACACAAUCAAGAGGAUUAAAGCGGGCUAUGCGUGCGUGACCAUGUGGCCCUGCAUGUACUGCUAUACUUCGAUAGAUUGCUCGCAUGCUGAGCCGCUGUUUCGCUGCCGAAAGGAGGAUUGUGCCGGUCGGGGGAAACUCCAGGUUACUUGUUAUCACCGGGUGACUGUCUCUCGGGUAUGA
This is a messenger RNA of Plenodomus lingam JN3, 198 nucleotides long. The record is from RefSeq and is a predicted model, not a curated record. NCBI's taxonomy places the organism in Eukaryota, Fungi, Ascomycota, Dothideomycetes, Pleosporales, Leptosphaeriaceae.